Venturia canescens is the source of this 1734-nucleotide messenger RNA. Its product is annotated as vesicle transport protein SFT2A. The transcript has 6 exons. The record is from RefSeq and is a predicted model, not a curated record. Lineage: Eukaryota; Metazoa; Arthropoda; Insecta; Hymenoptera; Ichneumonidae. Gene Ontology annotation, cellular component: membrane. Gene Ontology annotation, biological process: vesicle-mediated transport. Bases 211 to 714 code for a protein of 167 amino acids.
AAUGGUAGUUUUGCAAUAUCCAUUGACUGAAUGACCGGAUAAUUGUCAAUAAAAAAAUUACCAGUCGUUAACGUCGCACAUUGUGAAAUUUCAAUCGAACGAACAGUCGAACAUAACCUUUUUACAACUGUAAUUCAACGUUAAAGUAUUCUUCGUUCGCUGUCAAAAAAGAAGCUCGUACUUGCAGCUCGCUAUAACAUAACAAUAAAUAUGGACAAGCUGCGCAAAGCCCUCAGCGGCAACGAACAGUGUGAUGAAGAAAGUGGCAUUAUAACACAGCGUGAUGUGGAUUUUGUCAUUAUGGAUGAAAGUACAUUGAGCUGGUCAACACGAAUAAAAGGUUUUGCAAUUUGUUUUAUCAUUGGUAUACUGUGUUCGUUCCUUGGUUCCUUCGCUCUAUUUCUCAACAGAGGUCUCACAGUAUUUGCUGUUUUUUAUACUUUUGGAAACAUCAUUUCAUUGGCAAGCACAUGUUUUCUCAUGGGCCCAGUUAAUCAAUUGAAAAAAAUGUUUGCCUCUACAAGAAUAAUUGCAACUCUGCUCGUUUUUUUCUCCUUGGGAAUGACUUUGUUUGCAGCUAUAGAGUUGAAGAAAGCAGGCUUGGCUCUUCUAUUCAUAAUACUGCAGUCGUUGGCUAUGACGUGGUACUCACUUUCUUACAUCCCGUAUGCACGAGAUGCAGUAAAGAAGACCAUAGAGUCUUGCAUUUCGUGAAAAAAUUCCCAAGAAAAUGCACGGUAAUAACUUUGGAAACAAAGACAUCGCUCCUCCAUCUUCAAGACAAUAAAUAUUUUGCAAGAUAAUUUACGAGAAAAAAAAAACCAUACGAAAGAAGAAUUGAUAUGUUACGCACACUGAACUUGGAAGGCUAGCUUCGAUUUUUUGAAUCCCGAAGACUUUCCGUUCCCUAAUAUACCAUUUUUGGAAAAAGAUUGCCGCGAGAUGUGAAAUAUUGUGAAUACAUAGGGCGUUUAAUCUGAAUUGAAAGAACUGAUUUUCCGAUUAUUGAAACAAAUCAAAACUGUGCCUUACACAAAAUGCUUUUAUUUUACGUAUACUACCACGUUAUGAUAUUUUUUAACAGGAUACCUUUUUAAAUCCUUUUUUAUUGAUUAAUUAUUGAAUUAAGAAAUUUUCAACUAUUUUUCGAAGCAAUUUUAUUUAACAGGAUUUUGGUCCUAACGAUUUGACAAAAACAUAAUCAAAUUUUUUCGUUUCUGAAACGUUAUGAUAGUUGGAUUCCCAAUAAAAAUAAAAACAAAAAGUUAUUCUCUUAUCAACCCAUAAUUAUUCGAUGAGUAAUUAGAAAAUUAUGGUUUUUGUCAAGUUCUAAUAUUUUUAAAUGUUUCAAUGUUUGUCAAAAAUCUUAAGAACCAAAAUUCUGAUUGCAAUGAAGUUUCGAAUUCGUGUAUUAUUCUAAAAUAUCACUAAUGGGGGUGAACGAUUAUUUUAAACAAAACACAUAAAUGAUUGGCACUGAAUCAUUACGCAAAAAAAUAAUCAAUUACCAAGUAUUGCUAUUGCAUUUUAAAGCUUCUUUUAAUACGAUUAUUAUUAUUAUUAAGUGAUUAAGAAUAUUGAGAAUACGAAUAUAAUUAUUUACACAUUUGUACAGUACUUACGACUAUGAAUUAUCUUUAGUAGCAUUCACAGGCAAAAUGAUAAAUGAUGAUUGCUUCUGUCAAUUAUUUAAUUUUAGUUACAACGUAACAAAAUAAACGAGAAUUUACGAAA